AUGACGACGACUGUCGUGCUCGGGUCGCAGUGGGGCGACGAGGGUAAGGGAAAGCUCGUUGACAUCCUUGCUGCGGAGGCGGACAUCUGCGCCCGAUGUGCUGGUGGUAACAACGCUGGCCACACAAUUGUUGCGCCUAUCAAUGGCGUCAAGACAACUUUUGCCUUUCAUCUCUUGCCCAGUGGCCUUGUGAAUCCUUCAUGUAUCGGCCUCAUCGGAAACGGCGUUGUCGUUCAUGUGCCCUCGUUCUUUGCGGAGCUCGAUGCAUUACAUCUUAUAGGGCUUGACUGUUCUGGUCGACUUUUUGUUUCUGACCGUGCUCAUUUGGUCUUUGACUUCCACCAAAUUGUCGAUGGACUGAAAGAAGUCGAGCUAGGAGGAUCAAGCAUCGGAACGACAAAAAAAGGAAUCGGCCCAGCGUAUUCUGGAAAAGCCUCCCGCUCUGGCCUGCGCAUCCAUCAUCUCUUCGAUCCGGAAACAUUUGCGGACAAAUUUCGCAAACUGGUCGAGGGCCGGUUCAAGCGCUAUGGCUCGUUUGAAUAUGACACAGAGGGGGAGAUAGUGCGCUAUAAGGAACUCGCUGAACGCCUCAAGCCCUACGUUGUAGAUAGUGUUGUUUACCUCCACAAGGCACUGGAAGAGAAGAAGCGCGUCCUGGUUGAAGGCGCUAACGCUGCGAUGCUCGACCUUGAUUUCGGGACCUACCCCUUCGUGACAUCAUCGUCUACGACAAUAGGAGGCGUUUGUACUGGCCUCGGCCUACCUCCACGAGCAAUUGGCAACGCUGUCGGUGUCGUCAAAGCAUACACAACUCGCGUGGGUGGUGGUCCCUUCCCAACGGAGCAACUUGAUACUAUUGGAGAGCAUCUUCAAUCUGUCGGACACGAAUUUGGCGUAACUACUGGCCGAACACGUCGUUGUGGCUGGCUGGACUUGGUCGUUCUCACCCACUCCUGCUUGAUCAAUGGUUACGACGAGCUCAACCUCACCAAACUCGACGUUCUUGACGGACUGGCUGAAAUCAAAAUUGGUGUCGAAUACAAAGUCAAUGGAGCUGCCCUCCCAGGUUUCCCCGCCGACUUAGGCGUCCUAGGCUCAGUCGAUGUUCAGUAUUUCACUCUUCCCGGUUGGCAAACCCCGAUCUCUUCGAUCCGCAAGUACGAAGAUCUACCAGAAAACUGCAGGACCUAUGUGGAGUUCAUCGAAGGGUUCUUGGGAGUGCCGAUAAAGUGGAUUGGUCUCGGCGCGGGUGAGCCCAAUAAAGUCGGGCCUAACCUCCACGGCAUCUUCGGGCGCAAGUCUGGUCAAGCUAAAGACUUCUCAUACACCGCUGCCAACGUCAACAAGGGCGUAACAUGGGACGAGUCAACGCUCUUUGAGUACCUCGAAAACCCGAAAAAAUACAUCCCCGGCACGAAGAUGGCCUUCGCCGGUCUCAAGAAAGACAAAGACCGGAACGACCUUAUCACGUAUAUGAAGGAGGCGACUGCUUAG
Mycena indigotica is the source of this 1494-nucleotide messenger RNA. RefSeq names its product Adenylosuccinate synthetase. The record is from RefSeq and is a predicted model, not a curated record. NCBI's taxonomy places the organism in Eukaryota, Fungi, Basidiomycota, Agaricomycetes, Agaricales, Mycenaceae. Gene Ontology annotation, cellular component: cytoplasm. The transcript is spliced from 7 exons. Bases 1 to 1494 code for a protein of 497 amino acids. Gene Ontology annotation, biological process: 'de novo' AMP biosynthetic process; IMP metabolic process. Gene Ontology annotation, molecular function: heme binding; adenylosuccinate synthase activity; electron transfer activity.